This is a messenger RNA of Coprinopsis cinerea okayama7#130, 363 nucleotides long. RefSeq lists its product as hypothetical. NCBI's taxonomy places the organism in Eukaryota, Fungi, Basidiomycota, Agaricomycetes, Agaricales, Psathyrellaceae. Bases 1 to 363 code for a protein of 120 amino acids. The record is from RefSeq and is a predicted model, not a curated record. The transcript has a single exon.
AUGCGAGUCGACCAAGACCUGCCUCGGGAGUUUGGAGAUCGGUAUUUCCAACAGCCAAUGGACGAACACUGCAUCGGGCGCCGCUGGUCACUCUUCAAACAUCCAAGCCACCUCGCAGAUGUUCCUUUGCUUGUCGAGUCCCUUUCACCCGAGCUCCUAGAUUCAAAAUUUCUGGACAAAUUCUCCUCUCUCAAGUACCAGAUCCGCGGUGAAUACAUCAUCGUUCACUCGCUUCUUCGAAGAGAUCGAGGAAUCUCAUGCCAUGUGGAAUGUCCUCAAACUAUCAACUGUCACCCAACUUCGACACGAACGCAAAGCAGAGAGACAUGGGCACCGCGCCCAGCGAAAGCGACAGGGGGAUGA